ACGGAAGCUCAGCUUUCCCGCAUAAAUAGUCUCCUCACGGCGCUCGGCUGCCUUAGCAGUGCUUUUUGACGCCGCUCGCUUCAGUCUCCUCCCUACGGCGGCGUGCACGCGGAGGGUUACAUUCUUUCUCUGCUGCUGUUUGGUCGUAUCCGUGCGCGAGGCGGUGCAAGAAAGGAAGAGAGCAGGAGGGUGCGAGCGCCAUUUUAGGUUGUUCCGCUCGCCGCAGUUGAUAAGUGGGUAGAGGAAUUUGCUUCUGCCAUUUUUCCGCCCCCUCGCUCGGAGCUCGUUCCUUUUAAAGCCGGCAAGAUGGAUUUGUCAGGGGGUGGCGUGAUUAGGGGGCCGGCGGGUAACAACGAUUGUCGAAUAUAUGUAGGGAACCUGCCUCCAGACAUCCGCACCAAGGACAUAGAGGACGUGUUUUACAAGUAUGGUGCCAUCCGAGACAUUGACCUAAAGAACCGUCGUGGAGGCCCGCCUUUUGCUUUCGUGGAGUUUGAAGACCCCAGGGAUGCUGAAGAUGCUGUGUAUGGCAGAGAUGGCUAUGAUUAUGAUGGCUAUCGUCUACGUGUAGAGUUUCCGAGAAGUGGCCGAGGAGCUGGUGGAAGGGGAGGCGGCGGCGGUGGUGGAGGGGGUGGCAGCGGCGGUGGAGCUCCUCGUGGAAGAUAUGGGCCUCCAUCCAGGCGUUCAGAAUACAGAGUAGUAGUAUCGGGACUUCCUCCAAGUGGAAGCUGGCAGGAUCUGAAGGAUCACAUGCGUGAAGCAGGUGAUGUAUGUUACGCUGAUGUUUAUCGAGAUGGUACUGGUGUCGUGGAGUUUGUUCGAAAAGAAGAUAUGACCUAUGCUGUGCGGAAACUGGAUAACACUAAGUUUAGGUCACAUGAGGGAGAAACUGCCUACAUUCGUGUUAAAGUUGAUGGCCCGAGAAGCCCAAGCUAUGGAAGAUCGCGCUCUCGCAGUCGUAGUCGUAGCAGAAGCCGUAGUAGAAGCAACAGUCGCAGCCGCAGCUACUCUCCAAGAAGAAGCAGAGGAUCCCCUCGCUACUCUCCCCGUCACAGCAGAUCUCGAUCUCGUACAUAAAUAGAAAAGUGAUGCUUCUUUUGUAGCCCCUCAUGUUGUAUACAGUUUCUUUAUUCAAUACUUUUUUAAUUCAUUGUUUUAUUAAAGUUUUGAAGUCCUAAGCGUUCUGUGUAGAAUAGUAAGGCUAAUGCUGAAACCAGUAUCUUCCUUUUCCAUGUCUUCAUGCCCCAAAAAGUGUAUUUGGCAGCUGUAGGUGAAAUUCUACAAGUCAACCAGCCUCUCUUCAGAAACACCAGUGUUGGUGUGUUAUCCGCAAUGUGUGAUGGCGAUGGGGAUUUGGGGUGGUUGUGGUAUAAAUAUUAACAUAUUUUUUUUCUCCUUUUAUUUGUGGGGAAAUCUUGUUUUACCUUGCUUUUCAUGUGUCUUUCUGUAGACAUAUCUGAAGAGAUGGAUAAAUGGAUUAUGGAGGACAUUUCAAUCAUUUUAGGAUUGUCAGAUGGAUGCUUGAGGAGGAUCAGAUCAUAUAUGGAGGCCAUGGUAUGACUCCAAGUGCUAUUGUGAGACAAAAUUGGCAGUAUUGAAUUUAUGCUAUAAGUAUUUAAAGAGCAGUCCUUUUAAAUGCAAGGACUUUUAUAAGUAGUAAAGUGCUUGUAGGAUAGUCUGCCAUGAUGUGUAUUUUGUGGGCCUCUCAACUUGUGUAUAGUAUAAUAUCAAUACUGCUAACGCUGCAUGUCCUCUGUGACUGGUAAACAUUGCUAUUGUGCUUUUUUUUCUAUUUUUUAUUUGUCAGAAUUAAAUAGUUUUCCAAAUCAGAUGUUUGUAGACUAUUGUUCAAGGACAGUCUUUUAUUUUUUGUACUUGACCUACUCAUUACAGGCUUGUAGGUUGCAACGCUUCCUUUUCCACUCAUACCUUUUUUUUUUAAAAAAAUUUUG
Messenger RNA from Nanorana parkeri, 1952 nucleotides. It is a transcript of the gene SRSF1, whose product is annotated as serine and arginine rich splicing factor 1. The record is from RefSeq and is a predicted model, not a curated record. The coding region runs from base 307 to 1077 and encodes 256 amino acids. NCBI's taxonomy places the organism in Eukaryota, Metazoa, Chordata, Amphibia, Anura, Dicroglossidae. The transcript has 5 exons. Gene Ontology annotation, cellular component: nucleus; ribonucleoprotein complex; cytoplasm. Gene Ontology annotation, molecular function: mRNA binding.